AUGGGUCUCGCGCUUUCCAUUCCUUCUGUUAUAGGAAGCUCCCUAACAAGCGUCGUUGGUAUUGGCAGUAGUUUUGUCUUCGCUUCGCUGCUAAGUCUAACAAAUUAUAUUCAAAGCACUGUUGGUGCCAUUAUUAGCUAUGCAGUUUUGUAUUUGCUGAAUUCACUGCUGUCUUGGUGCAUGCUGAGUUCCUGGUUUAAUAACAAACUUUCAAAACUAUCCGCUGGGUAUUUGCAAUUUGGUUGUCAAGACGAUGGAAAAUGCUACAGUGUAAUUGCAGUUCAUCGUUUAUCUUUUGCUCUUGUCAUGUUUCAUUGCCUGUUUGCCUUAAUUUUAAGUCUUUCCAAUUCUCGGUCUGCAGUUUCCGCCAAAAUCCAACACAGUUUGUGGCCUUUUAAAAUUGUUUUGUGGAUUCUCCUUAUCGUAGCUUCGUUUUUCAUCCCAACUUCAUUCAUGACCUUCUGGGGUAACGUUUUAUCCGUAAUUGGGUCUGCUUUUUUUAUCGUAUAUGGCUUACUGCUUCUCGUCGAUUUUGCACACACAUGGGCUGAAAAAUGCGUUGAACGAGUAUUGGUCACGGAUUCUACCACCUCAAAAUUCUCCUUGGUUGGUUCUACUGUAGGCAUGUAUCUAAUUGCUUUGCUGCUCACAAUUCUUGCUUAUGUUUAUUUCUGCGCUUCUUCAUGCUCCUUCAAUCAAGCUAUUAAUACCAUUAACCUUUUAUUAUGUAUUGCUGUUAGCUGUCUUUCGGUGCAUCCUACUGUUCAAGAAUAUAAUCCUCGAUCUGGUCUUGCACAGGCCUCCAUGGUUACAUGCUAUACCAGCUACCUUAUUCUUUCCGCAUUAGCAAAUAGACCAGACGAGGGAAAAUGUAAUCCAUGGAGUGAAUCCGCUACCGGAACUCAAGAGUUUAGCAAAAUAAUUGGGGCUGCUUUUACCUUUUUGACCAUCGUAUAUAGUGCUUUGAGGGCAGUUUCCGGAUCGGACAAAGAUGAAGAUUACGAUUUUUUUUACGGCGAUUCUAAUAACUUGUCGCGUGAGAGAACCUUAGAAACCGAUUUCGAUGACGACAACGGCGUGUCAAACUCGAAGAAUGACUAUAACUAUAUAUGGUUCCAUGUUAUUUUCAUCCUGGCAGCUUGUUACACUGGUUCCCUUCUCACCAAUUGGAACACAAUGAGUGUAUAUGAGGACAAAAAGAAUGAUGUUUUUGUACGUAUCGGAUUCUCCUAUGCCGCCGUCUGGGUUAAAAUUAUAACUUCAUGGAUUUGUCAUUUACUGUACGCCUGGACUUGUUUGGCUCCUAUUUUCUUUCCGUAUCGUUUUAUCAACUGA
Messenger RNA from Schizosaccharomyces osmophilus, 1335 nucleotides. Its product is annotated as sphingolipid biosynthesis protein. The transcript has a single exon. The coding region runs from base 1 to 1335 and encodes 444 amino acids. Lineage: Eukaryota; Fungi; Ascomycota; Schizosaccharomycetes; Schizosaccharomycetales; Schizosaccharomycetaceae. The record is from RefSeq and is a predicted model, not a curated record. Gene Ontology annotation, cellular component: membrane.